Messenger RNA from Juglans regia (Persian walnut), 759 nucleotides. RefSeq lists its product as uncharacterized. The record is from RefSeq and is a predicted model, not a curated record. The transcript has a single exon. The coding region runs from base 1 to 759 and encodes 252 amino acids. Lineage: Eukaryota; Viridiplantae; Streptophyta; Magnoliopsida; Fagales; Juglandaceae.
AUGAAGAAGACAGCAUUCCUGACAGAGCAAGUUAGUGCUCUAAUUGAGCAGUGGAUUCCUCCCGAGUACAAGGAUCUUGGUUGUCCAACCAUUGCAUGCAGCAUUGGAAAUUAUGAGUUUGGGCAAGUUUUGCUAGAUUUAGGAGCUAACGUGAAUCUAAUGCCAUAUUCUAUUUAUUUGCAGUUGGGAUUAGGAGAAAUCAAACCAACCACUGUGGUAUUGCAAUUGACUGACCUUUCAUUCAAAGUAUCUCGGGAUAUGGUAGAGGAUGUUCUAAUUCAAAUUGAAAAAUUUUAUUAUCCUGUUGAUUUCCUAAUCCUUGACACUAGCUUUGUUGUUGUUACUACUUCUAAAAUUCCAUUGAUUUUAGGUAGGCCUUUCCUUGCUACCACUAAUGCUCUUAUUAAUUGCAGGAAUGGGCUCAUGAAGCUGUCUUUUGGAAACAUGACUCUCAAGGUGAAUAUCUUCCAUAUUGCAAAACAGCCAGAAGAUAAUGACGAGAGCCACCAGACAUACAUGAUUGACUCACUCAUGGAUAGGGGAGUUUCUAUAGCUCAUGAUUUUGAUACCCUUGAGUAUUUUCUUGUUAAUUCUGAGUUUGAUUCUAUCAAUGAUCCAUCUGAUGUAGUUGAUAUUUGUGUUAUUUUUUAUAGAACGCAUGAUUAUGGCACUCGAGCAUGGCAAUCGAAGUUUGAGGAGUUGUCUGAGAAAGGUGAAAAACAAAUUCCUUCAAGUGUGAAAGCACCCAAAGUUGAAUGA